UAUUAUUUAGACAAUUCGAGAUAUUCAGGUAAUUUAAAAGCGGAACAACAUCGGGACUGAAACCGAAGACCAAGAUCUUGUGACGUAACUCUUAAUAAAAACUUGAUUUAAAUUAUUGCAUGCGAUCACGCACGAUCUAACGAGCGUCUCGCGCGAGAUAUUAGACUGGAACACUACAAUACAAUAACGAUGAUAAAUACUAAUUGACAGCCUUCAUAUUGCUAAUCGUAACAAUUUUUAAAAUUAGCAGUAACAUUUGCUGUUUGCAAGCGAUACGUUAUCGGUAUCGUUUGCAACAAUUACGUUGUUGUUACGUGCAUCUGAAAGCAUGAAUAAUUAUAUGAAUAACUAAUCGUGUAGAAACGAAAUUCAAUGUCGCCAGAGAACGUAGAAAAUAGGAACGUAACAAUACAUUUUUGUACGCUGACUCUAUCGAAUAUAUUUCCCGUUGCGAUCGAGCAAAUCUGCCUCAAACAAAAAUGUGACCGUGAUCGAAUUGCAAACUUCAAGUUUACAUUUGAGGCGAAAAUGUGGCAUUUCGGAUAAGGAGGUUCCUCCUUCAAAUGUUGAGGUUCAAAUAUUUACGCCGUUUGUACGAUUCUGUAUCUUUGAUGUUAGAGAUAAGGGGAACCCGGCACGCGGUCCGUGCGUUCUACCGAUCAGUCGUUUUGUCGAAAGCCUCAGGAUCGGUGACCAUGUCGAACGAGCUGGAUAUUAAAAAUUACUUCGAGCACGCCAAGGACUUAACCUUGAAGGCAGGCGAAAUAUUUAAAUGUGGUUUCGAAGGAGAUAAAAUCGUAGAAACUAAAGAGUACGACUGGGACCUUGUUACGGAUUAUGAUAAAAAAAUCGAAGAUGUGCUGACAAAAGGUCUGAAAGAAAAAUUUCCAGAUCACGAAUUCAUCGGAGAGGAAACUGUGGCUGGCACCAAAGAGGUACCAGUGUUAACAGACAAACCUACAUGGAUCAUGGAUCCCAUAGAUGGGACUGUGAAUUAUAUAAAUGGAAAUCCAAACACCUGUAUUUCCGUAGCUCUGGCAAUUUGCAAGGAACUCGUAAUAGGAAUUAUUUAUAAUCCAAUCACUUCAGAAUUGUAUACUGCAAUUAAAGGACAAGGCGCGUUUUUGAACGACAAGCCUAUUAAAACCACGUGCACUACCGAGCUGAAAAAAUCUAUAAUGGAGGUCGAGUUGAUCUCUCUUCGCAGUCGUGCAAGGGAUCGGGAUAUCAGAUUGGGAAGGUUGGAAGCCUAUUUUAAUAUUACACGAGGAGUGAGAUUUUUGGGAUCAGCUGCGAUGGGCCUGGCAUAUGUAGCAAGAGGUGCGGUGGAUUGCCUACAAAUGGAUCCUCUUCAAUCUUGGGACAUAGCAGCGGGAGUGUUGAUCGUUCGUGAAGCAGGUGGCACGGUAAUUGCUACUAAAGAAGACGAAUACAAUGUGAUGAAACCAAGAACAAUUGCUGCAGCAAAUGAGACGCUAGCAAUGGAAAUAAAGCAACUGAUCGUUGACACUGAUCUAAAAACAAUGAGGAAGAGAUUGACCAAAAAUUAGACGUAUAUACUCGUUCCUGUAAUUAUUUCACACCCAUAAAAUGGAUGUUUCGUUCGAUGUUGCAACUCUCGUCAGAUAAGAAUCCCGGGAGAUUUAAAUAACGUCUUGGAAAACAAUGUAAUUAACAAUUGGAGGAACAUUAGCGUUAAUAGACGGAGGUGCGUCAAUAUGUAAUGUGUAAAAAACGGAACAAUUAUAGAUUAAGUCGAGCCUCCGCGUGCGUAUCCUGUUCGGAUUGGAACAUUACCAGAUAUCCAUAGGUAUGCAAAAAAAAAAAGAAGAGCUGAAGGUUGAUCAAGGAAGUGUAGUGAUGAUUCAUAGGUUUUUCAAAUUAUGGUUGCGAAAUUUCAUGGUCGAAUGAAUAUUACAAGAUGGAAAAACAUGCGAUAAGAAGAAGUUAUUUUCCUAUUUUCAUUGGUUCUUCAUUACUUGGAAAUCGUUUUUAAACACAUCAAUAUAUCUGAAAUAUAUUUUAAAAAAGAAAACGACUGCAUUUUGCAUAAAAAAAAGAAACGAUUGAAAAGAAAAGAUAGACCAAGUUGAACAAUUAAAAAAAUCUGGAAAUCCCAAGGAUGUAAUAUGUGAUACCUUUAGCUAUUACCUGGCUCUAUUAUUAAACGCAACAGAUGUCACGUUUUUAUUAAAACUCGAAUGUUAUCAACGAGUUGAAACUUCAAAUUUGAAUCAAGAUAACGUGUAAAAAGCCACGAAACAAAUAAACGAUAAUGUAUUUAAUUCUACUACAUCCACUGUGCUAUCUCUCUAUCGUUGAAAAACUUGUCCACAUUCGAGGAUGUGAAAGUGAUUACUAAACUUCAAAGUUCAAAUUAUGUUAAAGAUUUCAUCGAAUAUUAAAAGUCGUUUUAUCGUACUUCAUGCGAAAAGAAAAUUGCGAAAUAAAAGUCGCAAUCAGCAUCAUAGUGUGAAAGUGUAAUCGAGUCCCGGUGAUUUACCUUGGCACAGUCUUUUAUAAUAUACUUUUAUACGCCUGUUGUCUCGCUGCAAUAAAAUCAUCUGGCAAAUUGCUAACUGCAUUUAAUAAUAAUCUCCGCCCUUUCAUACCUGAGAAUGAUGUUUCCAUAAAUAAUGAGCUCGCAUACGAAUCUUUUUGUAAUAAAACGUGAAUGAAAAUUACAGAGUAAAAUGAAUCUUGUACAG
Heterotrigona itama is the source of this 2708-nucleotide messenger RNA. The record is from the annotation of a GenBank genome assembly. Lineage: Eukaryota; Metazoa; Arthropoda; Insecta; Hymenoptera; Apidae.